Messenger RNA from Eleginops maclovinus (Patagonian blennie), 4590 nucleotides. RefSeq names its product MAP7 domain containing 2b (gene map7d2b). Bases 197 to 2116 code for a protein of 639 amino acids. Gene Ontology annotation, biological process: microtubule cytoskeleton organization. The transcript is spliced from 16 exons. Lineage: Eukaryota; Metazoa; Chordata; Actinopteri; Perciformes; Eleginopidae. The record is from RefSeq and is a predicted model, not a curated record. Gene Ontology annotation, cellular component: microtubule cytoskeleton.
GUGCCAUUUAAGCUAGCUCGGAGGCAUAGGGUUCUCCCCCUCCCCUCUCCGUCUCACUAACACGCUCCCCAUCAUAUUUUCCUCCGUGUUCCUUUCCCUGAGUCAUUGUGUUUCUCCGGCGGUCUCCUGAGAGUGUUUUUCCGGCUCUCUGUCUCCUAUCAGGUCCCUCUGAUGAAAACACUCGACGACAUUUGACAUGACUGAAGUGGCUCCGAGCUGCCCCGAGAUGACAGCGCUGGCCCCCCCUCCUGCUCCGCUGAGCACCAGCAGGAAUGCAUCUCCUGCCCGGUCACCAUCCAGCCACAGCCCUACAGAGGUGUCCGAGGCACCACGGGAUAAGAGCCGGCGUGCUCAGCUGGAGCGCUGCGCCGAGGAGCGAGGGAGGAAGAUGGAGGUGCAGAAAAGGAAGGAGCAGCAGCGCCGGGCCGCAGCCGGGGAGAAGAGACGGCAGCAGCAAGAGGCCGAGAAGGAGAGGCUGGAGGCCCUGGUGCGCCGGAGAGCAGGAGGCUCAGAGAGACGAGGAGGAGGAGGAGGAGGAGGAGGAGGAGGAGGAGGAGGGGUGGACCACCUGGAUAACAGGCCUAAACGCUGGACGUGGGGAGGACCCCCUGAUGGAGUGGAUGGUAACCCUAAGACCCCGCCCUGCCAUGCUAUUGGCUCCGCUCAGCCCAAUGAGCUUCCUGCUGCUUCCAACGCCAACCAAUCCCGUAACGUUGGUGACUUCCUGUCUCCUCCCGGGAUGGAUCAGAUCAUCAACAAACAGCUCUCCAACUCUUCAGCUGCCCUCCAUUCACCAGAGAGAGUGUCUUUUGUGUCUCAUCGUCUAGCUUCCCCAAACAACCACAGACCGCACAGAAGCUCCUCCAACCGCAGGAGCAUCACUGGACUGCCCGAAGAGACGUCCAAAGCCAAAACACCAACGGGGGAUAAUCCAAACAUUCCCAACCGCAGUUCUUCUUUCAGGGCCAACAGCAAGGGCCCUGCUACACCAAAACGGGUGAGGUCCAACAGGAGUCGCGCCCAGUCUCCCUGCUCUCCAGGCCAGUACCCCCCCUCCCCGCUCCGGCAGAGGGCCACCACCCCCGGCACCGAUGACAGGGGUCACAUUGAGGGAAAGGGUCACACCACCCUGGAGAGGAAAUCGAACAAAUCUGAAACUUCGGAGAAAAGGAUCCCCAAAUCCACCAGCAAAGAACUGAACGCAGAGUCUCCGGGCACGCCCACAGGGAGGAGCGUCGGAGGGACGACAGACGCUGAGGAGGCGUCCCGGCUGCUGGCAGAGAGACGGCGUCUGGCCCGGAUACAGAAGGAGCAGGAGGAGAAACAGCGGCAGGAGGAUGAGAGGCUGAGGGCGGAGGAGGAGCAGAGGAGGCAGCAGGAGGAGAGAGAGCGGCAGGAGCGAGCUGCAGUGCAGGCGGAGGAGGACAGAGUGAGGCGGGAGGAGGAGAAGAGGAACAGGGAGGACGAGGAGAGACGGCAGAAGGAGCAGAGAUGGAAGGACAUGCAGGAGCAGCUGGACAGAGAGAGGGAGGAGGCCUUCCUGCGAGCCCAGAAGGAGGCGGAGAGGAAGAGGCAUGAGAGAGAGCUGCUGCACCUGCAGGAGGAGCAGGAGAGGCUGCAGAGGAAGAAGAGAAUCGAGGAGAUCAUGAAGAGGACGAGGAAGAGUGAAGUGGAGCCUCUGUCUGGUGCUGCAGCGACUGACCUGACGCCCGAGGCUGCGGUCCCCUCAGAGGAGGAUGCCCCAACUCCAGCUGAGGCCCCCCUCAUCAUGCUGGGACCCCUGGAGAACAAGAGCUUUGUGGAGGAGCUGUCUGACGGAGUCCAGUCUAUGGACGUCAGUUCUCCAUCUGUCUCCAUCAGUCCGGUGUCUAGGGACGAGCAGCCGAGCGCUCAUGAGUUCUCCCCGCUCACAGAGGGCGGGGACCUGAUGAUGGACCUGGAGGCUCAAGGGCGAGCACAGCGGCAGGGAGUGGAGACACCCCCCUACCCUAAAAUGCUGGCGGGCAGCGGGGUGGGAGACCUGAACAAGAACCUGCUGAUCCAGGCAUACAGCGCCGCCUCCGAGUCCUCGCCACUCAUCCACAGCAUCGGCCCCAGCAAACUGGACGUCCAGUAGCCAGGACCUUCUCAGGAGCUGGCAUGCUGGACAGAAACAGGAGGAACGGACCAAAAGACCGUCGCUUCUGUCUGCAGCAUCACCAACAAUCAACAUUUCCACGAGGAACAAAUGCUGAACAACUAAUUUCACAUCUGUAUUACCAAACAACGCAUAACAGUGGAGCUUCUGGCUAAACAUUUGAGGCAGUGCAUGUGGGCAAUAACGACUCUCAAAAACACAACACAGUUUUACAAAAUCAUGCAAAUAAAGGAAAGUAUAUAAGGAAAUUAAUACUAUUAUGUGACAGAAGGAAGUGAUUUCCGCAUUCUUGCAUGACAAAUGAAAAAGUUGAGUUUAGGGAAGUAAAAAGCCUGUUGCUAAAGGAGACUCGCUACCAACGUUGUUGUAAAACCUUCUGCAAAAACGCGAGUCUUGGAUUGUUUUAGUUCAAAGCAAGCUCUAAUCUGCAAACAUCAAUUAACCUUUAAUUUUCAGAUUGCAUCUCCUGAAAUUCCCAGACAUCCCACAUAAUCUUGCCAGCAUUACAUCUGUUGAAGCCAGUAUUGCCCAGCUGCACUGCCACAAAAUAACACUCGAGUAUCACCCGCUUUAAGAUCUCAUCCCCGCUUUUGUAAAACUGUAAAUAGACCCAGCUGGGUGGAGCAGUUUAUUUGGAGGGGAAGCUGUAAAAAAAAAAAACCUGUGAAUCCUGUGUAGCAUCUUCAGCGAGGACUAGCUAGUUGAGCUGUAAAUGGUUGUAGCCGUGUUGAACAGUGUGUGGGAAUUUCUGUCCGAUGGUUUCUGUGUGUGUUUAUCUCACCUCUGCUCACAGCGACUUCUAUAAAAUCCCAGUCUGCUGUAGAUUUCAUGUCACACCGACACUGGAGAAAAAACAUUAUAAACCCCGCUGUUGACCCUUAAUCACACUUAGCCUGUCGCUUUGGUUUCUCUGCUGCUCUUGGACGUUUUUGUGGAAAAUCCACAGCAAAAACAUGAAGAAAAGUGGGGAACAAAAAAAAAAAGUCCUGAGUUUUUAUCUGCAGGUCUGGAAAACGUUGACACAGUGUGUUGUGUAUUUGUCUGGCACUGACUGUAACCACGCUCGCUGCAGUUUAUAGUGUGCACUUACAGUAGUUAUGUGUUCCACUGCUCUGAAGAUGCUUGUAUCUACACCUCAGCUCACUUCCCCACCCCCCAAAACUUAAAUAUACCUCACCAAUUCAGAAGUCUGGUGUCUCAUCACCUCUGAGGCCUUACACCUCUGUGUAGUAAAACAAACCCGCCCUCUGCGCUCUGCCUUCAGGCUGUGUUUAAUUCAGCAUGUGCAUUUUUGCCAUUUUUUACUCAAAGAUCUUGAAAGAAGAGAAACAGGAACCACACACUUCCCUUGAGUCUUUGUAUGAGUUUCGGCUGCACCUUAUAACGCAGAUCUGCAGUGCAAAGCAUGCAACUUUCCAGGGGCCACAGAAUCUCAAGGGCCACAUAAGGUUUCAUAUGUACAUGAUUAGGUACAUAGUCAUGAUUGUAGAAAGACUGAGGUAAUAAGUCCAGCUCCCCUCUGCAGAACUUUAAAAAAAAUGGCCAACCAAACUCUGUGCAAUUGUUUGAGUAUUUAAGGAUCACAUUGCAUUUAUGUUUCUGUACAAAUUUCCUCAAUACAUUAUUUCCCGAUGCCAGGUAUGUCAUUCUGGUGAAGGCACCAAUCAAACUCUGUACACUUUUCUGAAUAUUAAGGGAAACGAUCAUUCAAUUUUAUCCAUCCAGGUAUUUAGUUUUUCUCCCUACAUUAUGGACUGGCUUAAUUUUGAUAUUUUAUUGAAUAAUAUUUUUAAGUUACCUGGCACCAACCAAACACUGUUCAAUAGUUAAGUAUUUAGACAAAAUCACAUUAUUUUUAUAAUUUAAAACUUUUUUUAUGCCAUAAUAAACCUACAUGUCCAUAAAUCAUAGAGAACAUGACCUGUUUUAUUUACCUUUAUAAUGUAAUCAAUGUAUGCAUAUUUUUAGACAAAUCUGUUAACUUGAAGGUAAAGAGUAAGCUGGUGGGUUAAUGCAACCAUGGCUAAAAAGAAUGAUCUCGGUCAGAGGAACUCUUUGUUGGUUAGCAAAAGUAAAAUAGAGAAAACCUUUUGUUCCAGGUGCAAAGAAUGAUGUUAAAAAUACUUUUUGUUGCAGAAAACCGUCUUUACUGCUCCUACAUUGAGGGUAGAAAUUGUAAACCUGUCACUGCUGCAACCUUCAGCCCGUUGUUUUAUGUUUUCACUCUUCUGCCGGCUUCCCUCUAUCCAAUUAAACUCUUUAUUCCUCCAGAUUCUGCUAGUGCUCAUUGUAAGAGGGUCUCCGGGGUCCCUGUGUAUAUGAAGUAAAAAUAAAGGACAUAAUGUUUAUCCUAAUAUUACUUAACUCUGUGACACUGCAGCUUGGUGGAAUAUAUCAUUGUAGAUGUGGUGCAUGGAAAACUGCUGAAAUGAAAAAUAAACUUCAUCAAGCCA